AUGGAGGGUAUGCCACGUGUACCGAUGCUUACGCCAGAUUUAAAAUUUUGUAUGGCGUCAUUACCUGCUGAUUUUUCAUCACAAAUUAAAGAAUAUAUUCUGUUGCAUUAUCAGGAUGAUCCAACUAAGUAUGAUAGUGCUAUUGGGGAGAUCGAAAAUAUGCGUUCGAAAUUAAAUCGACUUUUGCCCGAUUCGGAAACGUUAAACACAUUGAAGCGGUAUUACUCACAGUUGUGCUUGAUGAAGAAUAGAUUCCCAAUGGAAAAAGGAGAUGCUAUCAACGUAUCCUUCUCCUGGAUGGACAAAAAUAGUGACACAUCAAAUGCAACUGUCUUCGAAGAUAUCAAUUAUGAGCUUGCUUGUGUGAUGUACAGUAUUGGUGCCAUACAUGGAGCGAUCGCUGCUAACGAAGCACGCACUGACCUAGACUCAAUUAAGAACGCCUUCAUGCAUUUCCAAUGCGCUGCAUAUCCUUUCGAACAAAUACGAGACUCGAUGAAUGCCGUCAAAUAUUCCGUUAUCGAUUUCGAUCCUUCCAUUUUAACGUUUUAUGUCACUAUACUGUUGGCACAAGCACAAGAAUGUUUACUGGAAAAGAGCAUUAUUGAUCAUCGCAAGAAUACAGUGAUAGCGAAACUAGCUGUACAUCUGAGAGAUGUAUAUAUGCAGUGUCGUGGACAUUUUGAUUUCGCUGGCUUAAGCGAUGUCUUGUCUUCGAGGUACAAGGAAUGGUUGAGAACAUGCAUUGUAAAAUCGGAAAUGUACGGGGCAAUUGCAAUGCUGCAUCUUGGCUUGCAGGCAGAAGAUGAUAACAAAAUGGGUUUUAGGGUUUCUUAUUUCGAUCGUGCAUUGGAACAUGUUAUUGCAGCUGUGAAACAGGUCGAGAAGGAUAAGCGAGAAAGUUUGAAAGAAGCUGUCGUUUUCUUGAACGAUGUCAUCCUCGGAAAACAACGAAAUGCAAAGAAAGAAAACGAUUUUAUUUAUCAUGACCGAAUGCCGAAACCAGAAGAAUUAUUGCUUGUAGAAGGUGUUAAUAUGGUAAAAGCAGUCGGAUUCGACCCAACCGACAAAUCGAUCUCCGGUCCAGAUCUUUUCGCUGCAUUGCUACCAGGAAAUGUACUCAAGUCGCUUUCUGUUUAUAGUGAAGAGAAAGCAAAGUUCAAACGUGCAUUGUUAGAAAAAAUUGAAGAAAAGGAUAAGGAAUUAGAAGACUAUAUUAAAUCUUUGCAACUGGAAGAAAUUAAUUUUGGUGAUGAUUCGAAAAUGGAGGAAUUUCCGGAAAUGUUGUUAGAAAGAAGUGCUGCAUUUAAUUCACAACCAGAUGCCUUUCCUGAACUACUGGACAAAUUGCAUCGAGUUGGAGAAUAUGCAAUAGAAGCGGAUCACAAAAUCAGCAAUCUGCGUAAUAGGCUGGAUGCUAUUAACUCACUUCACCUGAGAGCUGACGAAGGUUUCAUCGCUAUCAUGAAAGAACUUAAUCGCGUCAAUGAUCAUCAUAUGAAAGCGCGGACGAACAAUGCAGAACUACAACGUGCAUUAGCUGCUCAUUCCGAAAGUCUAAAAAUUCUGGCGAUGCCUUUGAACGAAUUACGAAAACGACUAACAGAUACUCAGACAAAACCAGCAGAUAGCACGGAAGGACUAUUGCUGAAAAAGAUGCUGGAUAAGGCGAAUGAAAUGAGCAGUCAGCGACGUACUCUACUUUCGAAAUUAAACGAAGAUUUGCUAAAUGAUGAUAUUACUGCAAAAUGUCUGGCAGAGAAGAAUGAAGAUAAUUGGGGAUUGUAUGAAAACGAGCUAAAGAAGCAUGAGGAGACCACUACAUUGAUUCAUAUGAAUCUUGCUGCGCAAAAUAAUAUACUCAGUGCAUUGACAGAUGCGAAUGCGAGUUUUGGUGAUUAUCGUAAAAAAAUUAUGGAAGAAAAUAAAAAUCGUAUGGACCAGGUACUUGCUCUUACUGCAGCUUAUGAUGUGUACGUUGAUGUUUCGCAGAAGACAGAAGAAGGCUUAAAUUUUUAUUCAACAUUAUUUUCGAUGGUGAAAGGUUUGGGAGAGGCUGUUGAAGCAAUCGAAUCUGCUUUUGAAGAAGAAAAGAAUGAAAAGGAAAAAGAAAUGCUGCGAGGAUUGGAAGAGCGUGCAACUGCUGCUGCUCAAAACAUUAAAAAGGAGGAAGGACGUAUUUCGCUAGGUUUUGGAAAUAUAAGGAAUGGAAAUACAUUAGAAUUAGGUUAUAGUGGACUGAGGUUGAAAGACUGCUUGGAGUACUACCGAAAUAACAUUGCUAAGGGGGCAAUGGACACCCAACCAACAUGUCUCCCCUAUAGCACGGGACAGUCUCAUCCUAUUGAUAUGCCAUCUUUACCGCGCAGAGAUGAGAUACCAUCUAACCAAACCAUGCCCACAUCUGAUACUGUUCAGUUUUCGGAGUAUCAGGGUUUGUUAUCGUUGCGGUCUCAUUUUCCACCUAUGUCUAAUCAGUCUAUACCAAAUACUUCAUUGAGCAAUACCGCAAAAGAGAUCCCGCAACCAUACAUGUUUUCUGGUAAUAUGGCAUUACCGCCGCAUUCCUUACAAACAUCAAAACCAUUAUUAGCUUCUCAAUCACAAACCAUUGCGUCCUUAGCACCACAGCAUGUAUUCCUACCACAUCAUUUUUCCGCAAAUCAGAGUACUUUCGCUUCUCAAAAUCAGAAUACGAUACACACAAAUUUAACAGUUGCUAACACCCAGCAAGUUAACACUCCUCUUCCACCACCGACUUCUCUCACUCAUGGUAUUUCUCAACCAAUUUCGGUUACCGUUACAACGGACUCACUUAAAGGACCGUCAGUGACAACACCGCGAAAUAUUGUUGCUCCUUCAUCGACCACGCUGUCCAUGUCAGCUCCCGUGAAUUAUGUACCUUUUGCAUCGAAUCCAGCACUAUUGGAGCAACCAGCUUUAACAGCACGGUCAGGAGCAGAUAUGAAUACUAUCGCAGCAGUUGAGGUCAGGAAGGCAGUUGAUGGAACUAUCAUACAUCCUCAAGUCUAUACUUCUCCAUUUGCACCAACUAAAAUGCAUUCCAAUUUUGCUCGGAGCAUAAUACCAACUAGCACCAUAUCGGCAUUAACCAAGCCAGCCAUCAUUCCUGCCCAUCAUCUCAUUUAUCCCCAAGAUGCCACAUUUCAUACAGCAGUGUCACCUUGGCAUCAACCUCUCAGGAGCGUUAAUAAUAUGAAUGGACUAGCAACUGUUGGCAGCACAAGAGUGGCCUGCACUUCAGCACCAACUGCAGCUUUUCAGUCAUUUGUUCCAAAUAACCGAGCUACACCGACAAAAAGUAUUCCAGUUGUGGAUAUAAUGAAUGCACCGUUAGAUGUAGUGCUACCAACACCUCUGACUCCUACUCAUUUAACCAGUGAAGUUGAGAGCAACGAUUCAAGUGUACAAAUGAUUACGAUGAAUUCGGCGCCAUCCACUGAGUCAACAAAAAAGGAAGAAAUGAACUUGGUGCAGACGCCACCAUUGUCAGAAGGCGCAGGAUCGGUUAGCUCCAGUGUUGUGCCGACACUACGACCUGCUGCUGCAGUAGCACCUAUUAUGCAGACUGAUUGCAGUAUCACAUCAGUAAGCGAUUCCACACUUUCCAUCACAAAUGUUACUUCAAUGAGCUAUUCCGCUCCAUUACCUCAACCAAAGACAACGACACUAUGUACUUGGCCAUGUACAAAAAAGAAAAUAGUACCGGUAAUGAAGAAGGAUGUAAUAGUAGUGUGAAGGAAAUAAUGGACCCUCAGACUUUCACUAUUGGAAAUACUGAUCCUAUCCGCCUGGAAAAACGUUAUAUGCGAGAACGGUUCAAAACAGAAGGUACUGGCGCCCAUUUGCCACCUCUGGAUCCUGCAGAUCCUAUCAAUUGUAUAGACGCCCAUUACUGGCUUAAUAAGCCAUAAUUUCACGAUCAUCAAACAUCAGUUGCUGUGAAACGACCGGUUCUAAAGGAAUGGUAUUGGAGUCUGGUGUGUUGGAGUCUUCUUUAUAAUUAUUCUCCUUCACGCUCCAUAGCUCAUUUAAAUUUCAUUCCCUACACAGACCCAUUGUUCAAUUACAGUGUUGCCUUUUUUCUAUAUUAAGAUCAUUAUAAGAUGGCUAAAUAUAUGUGGAUGUGAGCGACCAUUUAUUUUGCAAUUUUCUUUUAUUGCGAUGUAGCGGAUUGUUUGAACAGAAAAUUUAAUUUACCCUCUAUAUAUUAUGUCCUCUACGACCUUUCCUCGCUGUCUUUUGACAUGUCCUUUCCAGCUUCUGCAUUACUCGCUUUACUUCCUUACUGUGAUAUAUCUUUCGCUAUACCAUGUAAUUCUCUUCUGUACAAAUAGUUUUGUCCCGUGAGGUGUAUUCUUC
Messenger RNA from Loa loa (African eye worm), 4383 nucleotides. RefSeq names its product tyrosine-protein phosphatase non-receptor type 23. Gene Ontology annotation, molecular function: protein binding. Gene Ontology annotation, cellular component: endosome. The record is from RefSeq and is a predicted model, not a curated record. Lineage: Eukaryota; Metazoa; Nematoda; Chromadorea; Rhabditida; Onchocercidae. Bases 1 to 3759 code for a protein of 1252 amino acids. Gene Ontology annotation, biological process: early endosome to late endosome transport; protein transport to vacuole involved in ubiquitin-dependent protein catabolic process via the multivesicular body sorting pathway; endocytic recycling. The transcript is spliced from 25 exons.